Linum tenue is the source of this 1409-nucleotide messenger RNA. The record is from the annotation of a GenBank genome assembly. NCBI's taxonomy places the organism in Eukaryota, Viridiplantae, Streptophyta, Magnoliopsida, Malpighiales, Linaceae.
UAUCGGAUAAUUAGAAAAUAACCACAGUUCUCAGAGUUUCGAAGCAAGUUUCAGAAAAGGGUGAUCAAUCUCUGCAAGUCUCUUUCUCGUGAGAAACCCCCCUGUAUUUCGUGCUGAUUUUAGGGAUUCAAGUUUUGGGUUCUUCUGGUUUAGGGAUUCCAGUGUUGGGCUUUUCUGAUUUUGGGUUCUCCUGAUUAUGGGGAUUCGAGUUCUGGGUUCUUCUGAUUCUAUAGAUUCAAGGUUCAAGUUCUGGGUUCUUCUGAUUUUAGGGUUUUAACAUAGAUCGUGCCCACUUCGAAUCCUUUUAGAGAGUUUUGAUCCUUAUAUCCCUUUGAAGUAUAAUUAACGGCUUUUCAUCCCCGUGUUUGCAGGAUAAUUAGAACCACCCUUCAGAAUCUUACGAAAAUGGCGUCAAGAGUUGGCGGUGGUGUUGCUCAGGUUCGCAAUGUUGACUACAAAGAUUGGCUGAAUACAGAUGUCUCCAAGCCAUCCAAGAAAGGAGGAGGGUUAGGUGGGAGGACACCGCUGGGUGAUUUGUCAAACGCAUUGAAGAACUCUUCUUCUCUGAACAAAACAUCCAAGAAGCAGCAGCAGACUGGUUCAGGAAUUGCAGGAUUGAAUGGUAAAAAGAAGACUUCUGCUUUCGGUGGAGGAGCCAAUGCUGCAAGUGGUAAAACGAGUGUUAAAGCUUCUGGGAACAGGAAGGUCCUUUCUGAUAUCUCAAACUCGUCCAAUGUGCCAACGGGAAGUGAUAUCUCGCAGAAGAAGGCGGUGAAGAACAGCAAGAGACUGAGUGUUGUGCAGGAGGAAGACCCAAUGCAUCCAUGUGCAAUCGCUGAGGAAGGGUUUCUGCACAAUCACGAUGAAUGCAUCAAGGCUCAGAAUAGACAGAUGGAUUUGGAUGAGUUCUUGAAGAUCCUUGGUUUAGACAAAGAUUGUUCUGAGCACUUCGAGAACCGGCGAGCUCAAGUAGAGCCUGACAGUCCUAAGCUGCACUACGAGCUCAUGGAAGAAGAGGAAAGUUGGAACUUUGAGUUUCCCACAAUGCGCAAUCUUCACUCUUCCCCCUGUUCAAGUCCACCAUCGCCCAAAUCCGAUUCAAGCUGGUUGGAUUGUGACCAUGACUUCGUCAACUUCCAGCUGACAGCUUCUCCUUAACUGCUGCUUGAUCAAACUCAAGCAUAUUGGGAUCUAAUCUUCCUGAAGCAUUAGAUGUGAAUUGUGUUGUUGAAAACUACUGAAUGAUGCCAAUUCUGUUUGGCAUCUCUCUAGGUUCUCAUUGAUCAGUGUCUUUCGACUUUUGUUAAUUGAUCAAAUCGUGCUUAGCUGCUGAACUGAAGCUAGUAAUGUAGACCUCUUUCUUCGUUCUUCCAGUGUGAAUGUGAUUGACUAUAAUGUUGUCUGUUGUG